GACCCAUGUGGUGCAGUAAUUGGGCUUUGAGAGCGAAGCACGAACCAGCAUUAUAAGGAAAUUCCUCCCAUUUAUCUGAGAAUUUGUUGCUUAUGGAGUUGUGGAUGUAAAUUUGGAGUGGAUUAUAAUCUACUGUUUCAAUCAUGUCUUACGCAUAUUUAUUCAAAUAUAUUAUUAUUGGAGAUACGGGUGUCGGAAAAUCAUGCCUUCUACUUCAGUUUACGGACAAGCGUUUCCAGCCCGUUCAUGAUCUCACAAUUGGAGUGGAGUUUGGCGCUCGCAUGAUAACUAUUGCCGGGAAGCAGAUUAAAUUGCAGAUCUGGGAUACUGCUGGACAAGAAUCUUUUCGUUCCAUAACGCGAUCAUAUUAUCGCGGCGCUGCUGGCGCUCUUCUCGUCUACGACAUUACCAGACGUGAUACGUUUGAUCAUUUGACGAAUUGGCUGGAGGAUGCUCGCCAACAUUCCAGUUCAAAUAUGGUCAUUAUGCUGAUCGGUAACAAAUGCGAUUUGGAGUCGAGGCGGGAAGUUAAACGUGAGGAGGGUGAGGCGUUCGCACGAGAACAUGGCAUGAUAUUUAUGGAGGCAUCAGCUAAAACUGCCCAGAAUGUGGAAGAGGCGUUUAUCAAUACCGCCAAAGAAAUUUAUGACAAAAUUCAGGAAGGAGUUUUCGAUAUUCAGAACGAGGCCAAUGGAAUAAAACUGGGACCUGAACAUGCUACAUCCGGUGUUGGAGGUGGAGCAGCUGGCGCUCGAGGAGCUGGACCUACGCAGUCUGGCGGCUGUUGCUGAGGAUGACAAAGGACAUCAAUGCCGGGAACGGCAUUAGCAGCACUUGGUGGGAGAUUGCUGACAUUCACUGAACAGAAGCCCUUGAACACAGGUCCCGUUGUCGAAAUUUUGGGUUCUCCUUUUUAGUCACGUGAGCUAUGUUUAUUUCUGAUUAGACUCUUUCUGUUAAUUAUUUUGUAUUAAUCCUUAGCCGAGUUGCCGCCGUGCGCUUUUUGAUUUGGAUGUACGUUUUAUUUUAGUUCGAUUUUUCUUUCGUCUGUGUCAGAGAUGAAUGUUUUUGCCAACAUUCUUAUGUUUUUAAUCCUUCUUACAUGCCGAAUUUCAUGUGCUUGGUGUUUAUCGGUGCGCGGUUUUUGAGUUUUGUGGGUCGUCCUCCGGAUUUUCCGACACCUGUUCGUGUUGCUGGCAGUUUUAUAACGAGCACUCAAA
Molecule: messenger RNA, 1220 nt
Organism: Paramacrobiotus metropolitanus
Lineage: Eukaryota; Metazoa; Tardigrada; Eutardigrada; Parachela; Macrobiotidae
Product: ras-related protein Rab-2A
Exons: 7
Coding region: 144-791 (215 amino acids)
Cellular component (GO): Golgi apparatus
Molecular function (GO): GTP binding; GTPase activity
Source: RefSeq, a predicted model, not a curated record